AUGGGCUUUCUCUAUGUUGGUCAGGCUGGUCUGGAAUUCCCGACCUCAGGUGAUCUGCCUGCCAGUGCUGGGAUUACAGGCGUGAACCACCACGCCCGGCCUUAACUUUUUUCAGGAUUGACUUUUAAAGACUUGAUACGUGAGGAAGAAACCCGGAAGGGGAAGAGAGAAGCAAAGGAGUCAGGGAUGGCUCUUCCUCAGGGUCUAUUGACAUUCAGGGAUGUGGCCAUAGAAUUCUCUCCGGAGGAGUGGAGAUACCUGGACUCUGCUCAGAGGACUUUAUACAGGGACGUGAUGCUGGAGAACUACAGGAACCUGGUCUCCCUGGACAUCUCUUCCAAAUGCAUGAUGAAAGAGUUCUCAUCCAAAGGGCUAGGCAAUACAGAAACAUUCCGCACAGGGACAUUGGAAACACAGGAAAGUCAUCAUAUUGAAAAUUUUUGCUUCCAGGAAAUUGAGAAAGAUACUCAUGACAUUGAGUUUCAGUGGCAAGAAGAUGAAAGAAAUGGCCACGAAGCACCCAUGGCAGAAACCAAAGAGUUUCCUAGUAGUACAGACCAAUAUGACGAAAGGCAUGCUGAAAACAAGCCUAUUAAAGAUCAGCUUGGAUUAAGCUUUCAUUCACAUUUCCCUGAAGUCCACAUAUUUCAGACUGAAGGGAACAUUGGUAAUCGAGUUGAAAAGUCUGUCAACGAUGCUUCCCUUGUUUCGGCAUCCCAAAGAAUUUCUUGUAGGCCCAAAAUCCAUGUUUCUAAUAACUAUGGGAUUAAUUUCCUUUAUUCUUCAUUUCUUACAGAAAAACAGGAAGUACACAUGAGAGAAAAACCUUUCCAAUGUCAUGAGAGUGGCAAAACCUUUAAUUGCAGAUCACUCUUAAGGACACAUCAGGUAAUCCAUUUAGCAGAAAAACAAUAUCAAUGUGACGUAUGUGGCAAGGUCUUUAAUCAGAAUCGAUACCUUGAACGCCAUCGUAGAUGUCACACUGGUGACAAACCUUACAAGUGUAGUGAGUGUGGCAAGACCUUCAGUCAAAAGUCAUCCCUUACACGCCAUAGUAGACUUCAUACUGGAGAGAAACCUUACAAGUGUGAUGAGUGUGGCAAGACCUUUAGUCACACGACAGCUCUUGUAUACCAUCAUAGACUGCAUACUGGAGAGAAACCUUACAAGUGUAAUGAGUGUGGGAAGACCUUUGUUCGAAAUUCAGCUCUUGCAAAUCAUAAGGUAGUUCAUACUGGAGAGAAACCUUACAAAUGUAAGGUUUGUGACAAGGCUUUUGGGCGUGAUUCACACCUGGCACGACAUACUAGAAUUCACACUGGAGAGAAACCUUACAAGUGUAAUGAGUGUGCCAAGACCUUCAGUCACCCGUCAUCCUUUAAAUAUCAUUGUCAAGUUCAUACUGGAGGAAAACCUUACAAGUGUAAUGAGUGUGGCAAGACCUUCAGUCACGCUCCAGCCCUUGUAUACCAUCAUAGAGUGCAUACUGGAGAGAAACCUUACAAGUGUAAUGAAUGUGGCAAGACCUUCAGUCACCCGACAUCCUUUGAAUACCAUCGUAGAGUUCAUACUGGAGAGAAACCUUGCACGUGUACUGAGUGUGGCAAGACCUUCAGUCACCCGACAUCCUUUGAAUAUCAUCGUAGAGCUCAUACUGGAGAGAAACCUUACAAGUGUACUGAGUGUGGCAAGACCUUCAGUCACCCGACAUCCUUUGAAUAUCAUCGUAGAGCUCAUACUGGAGAGAAACCUUACAAGUGUAAUGAGUGUGGCAAGACCUUCGGUCGAAAUUCAGUCUUUGUAAAUCAUAAGGCAAUUCAUACUGGAGAGAAACCUUACAAAUGUAAGGUUUGUGACAAGGCCUUCAGGCGUGAUUCACACCUGGCACAACAUACUAGAAUUCACACUGGAGAGAAACCUUACAAGUGUAGUGAGUGUGGCAUGAACUUCAGUCAGAUGUCAUCCCUUACACGCCAUUGUAGACUUCAUUCUGGAGAGAAACCAUAGAAGAUUGAUAAGUGUGUUAAGAUCUUCUGUCAGACAUCUCCCCUGAAAUGCCAUCGUAGACUUCAUACUGGAGAGAAACCUUACAAGUGUAAUGAGUGUGACAAGACCUUCAUUCACAUGUCAUCCUUUAAAUAUCAUCUUAGAGUUCAUACUGGAGAAGAACCUUACAAGUGUGAUGAGUGUGGCAAGACCUUUAGUCACACGACAGUCCUUGUAUACCAUCAUAGACUGCAUACUAGAGAGAAACCUUCCAAGUGUAAUGAGUGUGGCAAGACCUUCAGUCACACGUCAUCCCUUAAAUACCAUCGCAGAAUUCAUACAGGAGAGAAACCUUACAAGUGUAAUGAGUGUGACAAGAUCUUCCGUCAGAGUUCAACCCUUGUAAACCAUAAGGCAGUUCAUACUGGAGAGAAACCUCACAAGUGUAAUGAAUGUGAAAAGGUUUUUAAUAGAAAAGCAUACCUUGUACUUCAUUGUAGACUUCAUACUGGAGAGAGACCUUACAAAUGUGAAGAAUGUGACCAAGUUUUCAGUCACAAAUCACACCUUGAAAGACACAGGACAAUUCAGGACAAUUCGUACUAGAGAGAAACCAUACAAAUGUAAGGUUCGUGACAAGGCUUUCGGGUGUGAUUCACACCUGGCAUGACAUACUAGAAUCCACACAGGAGAGAAACUUCACAAGUGUAAUGAGUGAGGCAGAGCCUUUCGGGGGCAUUCAACACUUAAGUCACCAUAAAUCAAUCCAUGGUAUAGGGAAACUUUUCUAACGUAAUGAUUGUCAUCACGUCUUCAGUAAUGCUACAGCCAUUGCAAAUCAUUGGAGAAUCCAUAAUGAAGAGAGAUCUUAAAAGUGUAAUAAAUGUGGCACAUUUCUUAGAUAUUGUUCAUACGUUGCAGUUCAUUGGUGAACUCAUAUGGAGGGAAACCUUAGAAGCAGUAAAGAGUGUGGCAAGUCCUUCAGUCAGAUGUCAUCCCUUGUGUGCCAUCGUAAACCUCAUAGUGGAGAGAAACCUUACAAGUGUAAUGAUGAGUAUGGCAAGACCUUUGGUCAAAAUUCAGCCUGUGUAAUUGAUAAUUCAAUUCAUAGUGCAGAGAAACCUUAAAAGUGCAAUAAAUGUGGCAAAAUUUUUUAAUCAACAGUCAA
This is a messenger RNA of Saimiri boliviensis boliviensis (Bolivian squirrel monkey), 3154 nucleotides long. RefSeq lists its product as uncharacterized. The record is from RefSeq and is a predicted model, not a curated record. Gene Ontology annotation, biological process: regulation of transcription by RNA polymerase II. NCBI's taxonomy places the organism in Eukaryota, Metazoa, Chordata, Mammalia, Primates, Cebidae. Gene Ontology annotation, molecular function: DNA-binding transcription factor activity, RNA polymerase II-specific; RNA polymerase II cis-regulatory region sequence-specific DNA binding.